AUCAACAUGGAAUCUACAGAGGAAUCUGAAAAUUCGAAAUCUUUUAGAAGUGAAAAUGACAAAAUGUCUUGUAGUACUUCCAAGUGCAAUACAAUGAAGAGUAGUAAUAUUGUUCAUAAAUUAUUUAACAGGGAGAUAUUUGGCAGUACAUCAAGAAAAUCAAAUGACAGAAAUCGCAAGAUGUUUGAGCGGAUACCACCUAGACUUCGGUUUUGCCUCAUGGAUAUUGUGCCCAUGUCUUACCUACGGGAGCAUGUGUUCAUGGGAUUCUCUCAGUGUGGACAAUUCUUACUAAGUUUCACAUACAACUGUAAUACACAAGUUUAUUUUAGAGAGAGUUCUAAGUUCACACUCCACUUCCUGUCAUGGGUGCCUGGUUGUGUGGUGAAGCCUGUACACAGUGUGCCACUGUUUGGGGAUGAUGUAGAUAGCAAAGUGACCAUUUCAAUGGCACAAUGGAAACACAAUCCAGGUGUACUGGUUGUUUAUGGUAUUGCAGAUUCCUGCUCUGAACGAUCCUACCUCAGUGUAAUCGGCGUACCUCGUUUAGGUUGUAAGAAGUGUGCAGCAUAUUCUAAAGAUGAAGAUGAAUUGAACUGUGGGAAAAGGUGUUUAGAACACAAUUUUGCAAUUCACACAAAGUUUUUCUGCACAUCUGACUCGAGCAUGUAUGAACCGGUCGUGCAGCUAGCUUAUUCAAAUCAGAUCAUCAUUUACACGGAUUUCAUCCACAUACUGGAGGUGGACUUGGUGAAACCCGAUCCGGAGAGAACUGAACUACUAGAUGAUAGCAAAUACUCAUUAGAUAGAGACGAAACAAAUUCUAUAAUAGAUACCAACCCGAGCACACCCGCAUCUGAUGUUUCUGCCCCUUUCCAGUCGCCUAAAUACCAAAAUAAUGUAGUCCAAAAUAUAUUAGCAGACUUCUCAGAUUUGGAAGUAGAGCCGUAUCAAAUGUCCCGGCCUGUCCAGUUGCCUGAUGUAAUGGGUCAGGAGCUCUGUAUACAGGCUUCUUCAAUAUCACACAAUUUAAUGGAAGAGUGGGAAGGACCUUCGCCCUCUAUCAGAACACUAAUUAGUCCCCCUCUAAGAUCUCCAAGAAGACGGCCGGCUGAGAGCAUGUCGAGGUUCAACGAAAUGCACCGAAUUAUAGCGGAGAAAGCUUAUGAAUUUGUCGAAGAGACUGAACCAAAGUGUGAGAAGUUGAGUAUAUAUCGUAAACGACGACUAGCUGAUAAGAAAUACGAAUUCUCAGAGGACAACAACGAGAAUAUAGUUCCGUUUAGAGUAUUAAGAAGUAAUAGGAAAGUAUUCAUAGGGUCUACAAGUAAAAAUCCGCCGCGGCGGCCGAAAUCUCCUCCAGUGGAAAGCGUAGUUCUAAGAGCACAUAACCAAAUUAGCAGGCCGCCGUCGCCGACAACUAGUUGCGAAAUUAAGAACUCGGCCGAACUGUCGUCACUAGAGUCUGACCAUAAUAGUGAGUCCGAAUAUAGGGUAAUGGAAAUGCUCGACGAUGGCUCUCUAAAAACUGUAUCAGUUCACGAUAAUGCCUCAAAAACACUGUCAGAUUUCCCUGUCAGUCCACAAGAUCCAUACUUAGUGCACUCUGGUAAUUCGAAAUGCAGCAAGUUCUUCACGAGAUAUUUCGUCGAGAGCGAUGACGAAAUUACGUCGAUUAUAACGGAUUCCGAAGACGACUGCCUGUCGGGGUACCACGUGGCGCUGCACCUGAGCGCGCACGGGGCGCGGUACGCCCCGCUGCAGGCGCUGGGCGCGGCGGCGUGGGAGCGGCGCGCGGGGGCGCCGGCGGCGGGCUCGCUGCGCGCGCGGCAGCGCUCGCUCGACACCGAGCUGCUCUGCAACGAGGUCUGCGGCCGCCUGUGCCGCCUCGGGGGGAAGCGGUUCAUCUACUGCUUCGACUGGGGCUGCCACGUCAUCGACGUCUGCCACUCCAGCGGAUGCCUCUCCGGGCUGUGCGCGAUGUGGCUGUGGGCGAGCGACGAGGACGGGGAGGCGGCCGAGUGCGAGGCGUGCGGAGACCGCGCCGGCUGCCUGCUGCACCGCCACCAGUACGCCGCUGAGUGCUUAUUUGUAUGGGACUUGGUGACCGGUGUGUACAGAACUGAGAGGGUUGCCAUGACAGAAGAUUCGAGCCAAGAAGGUUCUAGAGUUUCUGGAGCAGAUAGAGCGAGGGAACUAGCCAAGAAACUUGGCCCUAUCAAUAUGCCGCCAGGGAACGAAAAUAGAUUGCUCACUACAUUGACGGGGAGAUCACUGAAAAGACUGACCGAUGUAGACAACUGCAUUGAAAUUACAAAGAAUCAUCCUGAUAGUUCAGAGUCUGAAUCCUCAUCCGACGAGGAGAGCGACUCUGAUUGACUGAUUUUUGAGUAGAACUACGAUUCUGUAUAAUUUUUUAUUCAGAGGCACAUUUCUGUUGCUAAAGUUUUGAAAACUAAGCAAGACUACCCUCAUUUUGGUCCAAUCAAUGGAUAAGACUAAUUACUACGAGCAGGUUUAAGACUCUGGUGAUAUGUCCACCGUUAUAUAUUGUUCCAUAAGGUAAGGGUGAUAAAGAUUUGUUAGACCUGAAGCUGGGAAUUCUCAUUUAAUAAUAUUGAAACUGUUUUCCAAUUAUGACUGUUCUUCGACAGUUUCGGUAGCAAGUGUGAUUUCUAUUCCUUGAACUGUGAAAUGGUACAUCUAAAGCGGUAAACCUAUGUUUAAGUAUUUGAAAUGCGUAUUGUUAUCGACCAAGUUGAGAGUUAGCACUUGAUGUUAGAUCUCAGAAUAGUGUAAAUUCUGUCUCGAUCGUAAAAAAAAAUUAAAUACUCAUGCUAGUAUACAGGUAAAUCCACUUAAAGACGUUUUUACAUUUGUAGUAGUGUAAGACAGUCACUAAAACUGGAAUAAACCAGUUACCGCUAGUUACGUGUACGUCAGUGAUUUGUAAGUAACGUUAGAAAUAUUUCGCCAUUUUCUUAUCUAUACAUAUAAAUAAAAUUGGAGUGUCUGUAAUAUUGAAAUAACCGUUUUUUACUACAUGCAUAUGAAUAUAAAUACGGUACAUACACCAAAAUAACAUUUUUUAUAAUUUUUGUCUGUCAGU
Molecule: messenger RNA, 3109 nt
Organism: Achroia grisella
Lineage: Eukaryota; Metazoa; Arthropoda; Insecta; Lepidoptera; Pyralidae
Exons: 10
Coding region: 7-2379 (790 amino acids)
Biological process (GO): protein ubiquitination
Cellular component (GO): Cul4-RING E3 ubiquitin ligase complex
Source: RefSeq, a predicted model, not a curated record